Ochotona princeps (American pika) is the source of this 940-nucleotide messenger RNA. RefSeq names its product chromosome 8 C2orf15 homolog (gene C8H2orf15). The transcript is spliced from 2 exons. Bases 193 to 468 code for a protein of 91 amino acids. The record is from RefSeq and is a predicted model, not a curated record. NCBI's taxonomy places the organism in Eukaryota, Metazoa, Chordata, Mammalia, Lagomorpha, Ochotonidae.
CCUUGCUUUUUUCUACUGAUAAUACAGGUCACUCAGUUUUCACAGCCGUCCUCGGAUGACCUUGAGGUACAAGCCUCUGCAUUUCGAAAGCAAGUUCGCGUUUGACAAAACAAUUCCUGUAAUCAAGUUGAAACUUUUCCACUACUUAGAAGAGUAACUCCAAACCAUCGUGUUAUUUGUUCAGCUGUCCCGAUGGGAUUUUCACUUAGUAAAUCUGUCACUCAGGUGUCUGCUAUGCAUACUACCUCAAAAAUGGAUGACCACCUCAUGCCGGAGACUGAAAAAACCAAGUUGGAACCUGUGACUCAGUUAUUUCAAACCACCAAGAAAAUAAGGUUAGAGGACAGAAGUGAAGCAAACUUUACGAGGAUAGAAGGGACUGGCACGGGUUACAUUUCAGAGAAUGACUUAGGAGCAGUGGUAUAUGUUAAAGAAAGUGAUGGAAUAGAAAUGACAGAUUUGGAAUGAAGUAAUUUCUACCUGUUAACAAAGAAAGCAAACACUGCUCUUUGAAAGAAGAGGGUAUUGAAUGAGAACUGAACUUUAUUCAGAAAACCUAGCGAAAUGAGGGGAGAUUAUUUUUCACUCUUUAGGGACCAUCUUAGACUGCACAUUUUGAUAAUGAAUAUUCAAAAGGCAGUUGCUCCAGGAAGAAAAAGCCUUCCAAACCGAUUUCUCUGGUAUUAUAUUCUAUCCUUAUUAAAAAUGAGAGUUUUUCAGUAACAAUAUUUGAAUGACAUCAGAACAUAUUUUGUAUUUCUUCGGUAAGUUUUUUUUUUAAGUGUGCAAGAAUUUGACAUCAGUAUUUCACAUGCCGUGUGGUAUCACAGUUUUGUAUGUUGUAGUUCCAGUUUGGAAUAUUGCUUAGGAUACUUUACCGUCCCACAUUUUACAUUUCCAUUCUGUAAAAGAUCACUACAAAUAAACUCUGAGAAAGACA